Messenger RNA from Galeopterus variegatus (Sunda flying lemur), 1548 nucleotides. It is a transcript of the gene B3GALT4, whose product is annotated as UDP-Gal:betaGlcNAc beta 1,3-galactosyltransferase, polypeptide 4. The record is from RefSeq and is a predicted model, not a curated record. Gene Ontology annotation, molecular function: N-acetyl-beta-D-glucosaminide beta-(1,3)-galactosyltransferase activity. Gene Ontology annotation, cellular component: membrane. NCBI's taxonomy places the organism in Eukaryota, Metazoa, Chordata, Mammalia, Dermoptera, Cynocephalidae. The transcript is spliced from 2 exons. The coding region runs from base 104 to 1252 and encodes 382 amino acids.
AGCAGUGGUCCCAGCCUGCGCCGCCUCCCCUCUCCGCCCAAGGUGCGCUGGUACUGGCCGCGUGCUCCACCCACCCCAUCCCAGAUCCCUUGACUGCCACACCAUGCCCCUCAGCCUCUUCCGACGCCUUCUUCUUGCCACUCUCCUGGUGGCGAUCGUCUGGACCCUCUUUGGGCCCUCGGGGAUAGGGGAGGAGCUGCUGAGCCUCUCGCUAACCUCCCUGCUUCCGGUCCCAGCCUCGCCAGGGCCGCCCCUGGCCCUGCCCCGCCUCUUGAUCCCGAACCAUGAGGCCUGCGGUGGUCCCGGCGCCCCUCCCUUCCUGCUAAUCCUGGUGUGCACGGCCCCAGAGAAUCUGAACCAGAGAAACGCCAUUCGGGCCUCGUGGGGCGGACUGCGCGAGGCGCGGGGGCUCAGGGUACAGACGCUUUUCCUGUUGGGAGAGCCCAAGGAGCAGCACCCUUCCUGGGGCCCCCACAGCAACGAACUGGCCAGGGAGUCAGCGGCCCAGGGGGACAUCUUGCAGGCGGCCUUCCAGGACUCCUACCGCAACCUCACUCUCAAGACCCUCAGCGGGCUGAACUGGGCCAACAAACACUGCCCCAUGGCCCGCUACAUCCUCAAGACAGACGACGAUGUGUAUGUCAACGUCCCUGAACUGGUAUCAGAGCUGGUCCUUCGAGGAGGCCGUUGGGAGCAAUGGGAAAGGGUCAUGGAGCCCCAAAAAGAGGCUGCGAUUGGAGAUGAAAAGCCAGGAGGCCAGGCCUUAGGGGGAGAGGCAGUGCCUCUUCUGUACCUGGGCCGUGUGCACUGGCGAGUGAACCCCUCUCGGACACCAGGGGGCCGGCACUGUGUAUCAGAGGAGCAGUGGCCUCACACCUGGGGCCCCUUCCCACCCUACGCCUCGGGCACAGGGUAUGUGCUGUCAGCUUCAGCUGUGCAGCUCAUUCUGAAGGUGGCUAGCCGGGCACCCCCUCUGCCAUUGGAGGAUGUCUUUGUGGGGGUAAGUGCCAGACGAGGAGGCCUUGCCCCAACCCACUGUGUCAAGCUGGCUGGCGCCACUCACUACCCCCUGGACCGGUGCUGCUAUGGGAAAUUCCUGCUGACAUCCCACAAGUUGGACCCCUGGAAAAUGCAAGAAGCCUGGAGGCUGGUGGGUGGCUCUGAUGGGGAAAGGACUGCGCCCUUCUGCUCCUGGCUCCAGGGUAUACUGGGCAUCCUGCGGUGUCGAGUAAUAGCCUGGCUUCAUAGCUGAGAGUUCCUGGGGCAACAGGAGAGGACUGAGGAGCUGAGGGUCCAACCAGCACCCCCAGGACCUUCUCUCUCCCAGGCCUAAGGCAGAGGCCCUAGCUGGCUGCAGCUAUCUAUGAGCUAGUUUCCUCAUAUCAGACCCUCAGUCUCAUCAAAGACCAGGGAUAUAGGAGACACCUAAGAGCCUGGCCUGCCAGCCCCAAGGAUGGUCAUCAGGAAGAAAUAAAAAUGCUGGGAUUGUUCUCUCCAGCCAGGGCAGAAGAGGGGCAUGAGCUCCUCAAUAAACUUGUCUCUCCACCU